Molecule: messenger RNA, 837 nt
Organism: Juglans regia (Persian walnut)
Lineage: Eukaryota; Viridiplantae; Streptophyta; Magnoliopsida; Fagales; Juglandaceae
Exons: 4
Coding region: 107-562 (151 amino acids)
Biological process (GO): regulation of DNA-templated transcription
Cellular component (GO): nucleus
Molecular function (GO): sequence-specific DNA binding; DNA-binding transcription factor activity; protein dimerization activity
Source: RefSeq, a predicted model, not a curated record
UGGCAUUCAUAAGAUGCAAACAGAAGAAUAAGGGAGAGAAAACAGAAUAUAUGUGUAUAUAUAUUAAUUAGAGGUCAAAAUAAGAGGUAGAAGAAAGCUAGCUAGCAUGGGUUCUAGGGAGCAAAAAAGAGCAGCCUUGAAUGGGAAAUUACAACAGCUUCGCGCUGCCACCAACUCUAGUGCUCUGAACAAAGCGUCAAUCAUAGUAGACGCAUCCAAAUAUAUAAAGGAGUUGAAGGGAAAAGUGGAAAGAAUGAAAGAUGCUGGAACUUCACAGAGUAGUUCGAGCGCCCAAAAUCCAUUGCCCGCGGUUACUGUGGAAACCCUAGAAAGGGGUUUCCUUAUAAAUGUGUUCUCGGAAAAAAAUUGUCCGGGUUUGCUCGUCUCGAUACUCGAAGCCUUCGAGGAGCUGGGUCUUGAUGUGCUUGAUGCUAGGGUUUCUUGUUCAGACGUUUUCCAGCUAGAAGCAGUGGGAGGAGAAAAUCCAGAGCACGUUGAUAGCUUAGAUGCUCAAGUAGUGAAGCGAGCAGUGCUGGAAGCUAUCAAGAACUGCAGUGCAUGAAUUAAAGCAGUAAAAUUGGAUCAUGAUCAUGAUCAUGAUCUUCUUGCGUCGUUUAACGAUCAUUUAUCAUGAGUAUUCAACCCAUGUCAAAAGUACGGUAUGUAGGAAAGCCAAAAGCGAGAAACUUUAAUUUGUAUUUUAAUUUCAUGCAGAAAGCAUGUACGUACGUACAAUAUUGGGCAUUGAUGGUGAAGAAACCCGAUAUGCCUUCUUGGUGAAAAAAUGAAAGAUGAUAAUACAUAUUGGAUUUCCAUUGAUCAGUAAUUUCAUCGACA